CAACUUGCCCCUCCCAACUUCCACCCGUCAGCCUUCUCACUUGGCAGUCCGCAGAUGGUGACCCAGAUCUCGGAGCAACGCGUCAUCAGUGUCUCGACAAAUGUCUACGGUUGCCCUGUGACCUCUGCACGCAUUGUCCAGCAGAGGCAGGACUUUGUGUUCCCAGCACAGCAACAUGACUCCUUCUAUCCCCCGCCCCUGAUGAUGCCGCGAGGGUUCUCGCGUUUCCCUAGUCAUGCCUGGCACCCCUCGCCGUAUCAACGCUUCUUCCAGAGCAAUUUCUAA
Dibothriocephalus latus is the source of this 285-nucleotide messenger RNA. The record is from the annotation of a GenBank genome assembly. NCBI's taxonomy places the organism in Eukaryota, Metazoa, Platyhelminthes, Cestoda, Diphyllobothriidea, Diphyllobothriidae.